This is a messenger RNA of Penicillium arizonense, 1572 nucleotides long. Its product is annotated as putative MFS transporter. Gene Ontology annotation, biological process: transmembrane transport. NCBI's taxonomy places the organism in Eukaryota, Fungi, Ascomycota, Eurotiomycetes, Eurotiales, Aspergillaceae. The record is from RefSeq and is a predicted model, not a curated record. The coding region runs from base 1 to 1572 and encodes 523 amino acids. Gene Ontology annotation, molecular function: transmembrane transporter activity. The transcript has 8 exons.
AUGGAGAUGAAUUACAAUGAAGGGGCCCUUCAUCAGAUCGAGGAAGAACUGGGGACGGUGAUAUACCCUGGCACGGAGAUCAUGGCAGAUGUGGGUACUCAUCAUUUUGUGAAAUCAUCAUCCACUUCCGAUCGGGUGUUGGUGCCUCAGCCUUCGCAAGAUCCCCAUGAUCCUCUGAAUUGGAACCGAUUCUGGAAGAUGAGCGCCAUGACGGUAUCAACGUUGACAUCGUUCAGUCAAGGCUUCGGUCCGUUGGCGCUGGCUCCUAUGUUUCCGCAGUUGAUGGAGGCGUUCAAUUCCGACUUAGCCUCCGUCGUGCAGUUCACCGGAGUUUGUAUCCUGGUUCUGGGCUUUAGCAACUUCUUCUGCAAUAUCUGGCGAGCUACAGCAACUAGCUAUGGCAGCUAUAUGGGCGCUUGUGUGCUCAAUGGGUUUGGUGCUGGUCCUGCAGAGACUUCUCAGCCUGAGAUCAUCACCGAUAUCAUGUUCCUUCAUGAGCGUGGUGCUUAUAACACAAUGUACUUCACGGCCUAUUUCGGGGCUCUCAUGGUCGGUCCUAUUAUCGCUGGACCCAUGGCUGAGCAUAGUGGCUGGCGCAGCUUCUUCUGGCUGAAUGUCGGCCUCUUGGGACUGACGCUCCUCCUUCAAAUCUUCCUAUUCCCCGAGACGAAGUGGCAUCGCACUCAUCCAGAUGAAGGAACUCAAGGGCAACCCUCCUCUGCGCUCGCAACUGAAGAGUCCGAGACAGAGAAGCCAGUGAAGAUUACACAGCAUGAGAAUGUAAAUGCGGAAGCUGGCGAUCGUGACCCAUAUCUGCACAAGGGUACCCCGUCAAAGAAGCAGUUCAAGCUCUGGCAGCUGGAUGGGAACAACAUCAAGACAGUGCUGAUUAGCUUCAUUACCCCAUGGAAGCUGCUGACCUUCCCCAUUGUGGAGUUGGCUGCAUUCGUCGUGUCGUGGUCAGCUAGUUGUUUCCUCACGCUGAAUCUUACUCAGAGUCAAGUAUUUGCACAGCCGCCGUAUAACUUCAACAGUCAAUCGAUUGGAUUCUUCAACUUCGCGAUCUUGAUCGGAAGCUUCAUUGGGCUGGCAACCAAUGGUCUCCUCUCGGAUUGGAUCUCCAUGAAAGCCACUCGAAAGAACAGAGGUAUUCGAGAACCAGAGAUGCGUUUGCCAGCAAUGAUUCCGUAUGUUAUCAUCUCGAUCAUUGGCAACUUCAUCGUUGCCUUUGGAUAUCAAUAUAAAUGGGAUUGGAAGGUGAUUGUGAUCAUCGGAUAUACCGCAGCAGGAAUUCAAGUCGCAGCCUUGCCAGCCAUCACCAGCACAUAUGCAGUUGACAGCUACAAGCCUGUGGCGGGCUCGAUCUUCGUGUCCAUCACUGUGAAUAAGAAUCUCUGGGGCUACGGCUUCAGUAAGUUCAUCACCCCCUGGAUAGAAACGAGCGGCUUUGUCAAGCCCAUCAUGUUGAACAUGUCACUGGCAACAUUGUGGUGUCUCUGUGCCAUCCCCUUCUACUUCUAUGGAAAGAGAUUCAGGGGAUGGACUGCCAAGUCUUCGGUGCACAAGAUGUAG